AUGCAACUUCAUCUACCGAUCAAAUGGCACAGCACUUCAAUCAAAACUAAAAAUUCAACUAAAUACAUAUAUGGUUUCUGGUCAGAUCCUAAGCAAUGCCAAUGUAGCCUAUUUUUGACCAAUUUUGAGACUGUUUGGGCAUAUGAACUGGACAAACAGACUCUCACUCAAAAAGCCAAAGAUUUAGGCGUAGAUGAAUUAAGCCCUUCGACAUUGUCAGAGCUUUUGCAAUCGAUGGAAAAUAAUGUUGUUGCAGAGCGUCUUUCAUUCACAUACAAUGAGGCACUGGAUGUGUUUAUUGCAAGUAUGGAGAUUGAAUUGCACUGGAAAUUUGAGUUGAAAAAGUUAAACUUGCAAAACACCAUCAGUUUCUUUACCAAACUCAACUAUCAACAUUCAAACAAUAGCGACUUUUUAAUGUUUCAAGUAAAACAGCUCAAGACAUUGAUAGAAGCUAAAGACUCAUACAAUCGAUUCCUUGUAAUGAACUUUAAACAAAGUCACGGUGAUGAACAGAUUAAGAGGUACUGGUUUAACCACAAAGAAGAUGUCGAUGCAAUCAAGCAAUAUGAGGACCUGGAGUGGGAAAAUUAUAUUUCAAAAGCUUAUCGCGAGAGAAAGAAAAAUAUGGAUAAAUCUGAAGAACAAUUAUGCAAUAUUGCCAUUGAUAUCGUGAUAUCUCCUAAUUGGGAACUGGCUAACAAGUUGCAGGUGCAACUUGAGGAUGGAAAAUUAAUUGGUAAAUUUAAUAACGAUUAUACCCAAAAGUCUAUUUCUCUGAUUGUUAAUUCCCAAGAAAGUCUGCAAAGAGCUAAUCAAAAUUCUAAUGGAUCACCCAGUCCUAGAAAAAGAAAAAGAAUAGGCCAGCUUUAA
Messenger RNA from Lodderomyces elongisporus, 873 nucleotides. RefSeq lists its product as uncharacterized. The record is from RefSeq and is a predicted model, not a curated record. Gene Ontology annotation, cellular component: nucleus. The transcript has a single exon. Gene Ontology annotation, biological process: double-strand break repair. Lineage: Eukaryota; Fungi; Ascomycota; Pichiomycetes; Serinales; Debaryomycetaceae. Bases 1 to 873 code for a protein of 290 amino acids.